UGGGAAGAAGACGCGCCGCGUCCCCGCAGAGGAGCCGAGACUUUAGUCCCCGGAGGAUGACAUGACUCCACCUGGACGACACCUGGACACGACGAGGACGAGCGCCGGCCGCCUGUAGCCCCGAAAACCACACCGUAGUGCGGCUGCCUGAGGUCGUCGACCCCCCCACCCCCCCCAAAGUCCCAAAAAACAAGACUAGUUUGUGGACUAUGACGUCAGAGAAGACCAAAGUGGAGGACGAGGCGGUCUUGGACCGAGGAGCGUCGUUCGUCAAACACAUCUGCGAUGAAGAGGAAGUGGAAGGUCACCACACGGUCUACGUCGGCGUCCACGUCCCCAAGAGCUACCACCGCAGGAGACGCCACAGACGCAAGUCGGCCCACAAGGAGCGGCGCGAGCGCCCCGAGCACGGCGCCGAGGGCUACAAGUUGGACUGCGAGAGCGUGGAUGAGAUCACCGCCAGCGUGCUCAAACCCCUGAUUUCCCCGGCGGAGAGGAUCCGCUUCAUCCUGGGCGAGGAAGAUGACGGCCCCCCGCCGCCUCAGCUAUUCACCGAGCUGGACGAGCUGCUGUCAGUCAACGGGCAGGAGAUGGAGUGGAAGGAGACGGCCAGGUGGAUCAAGUUCGAGGAGAAGGUGGAGAAGGGCGGCGAGCGCUGGAGCAAACCCCACGUGGCCACGCUGUCCCUGCACAGCCUGAUGGAGCUGAAGACCUGCAUCGAGAAGGGCACCAUCAUGCUGGACCUGGAGGCCUCCACGCUGCCGCAGGUCGUCGAGAUGGUGACGGACAGCCAGAUCGAGAGCGGCCAGCUGAAGGCGGAGCUAAAGGAGAAGGUCAUGUACACGCUGCUCCGCAAACAUCGCCACCAGACCAAGAAGUCCAACCUGCGCUCGCUGGCCGACAUCGGCAAGAGCGUCUCCAGUGCGAGCAGGCUCUUCUCCAGCCAGGAGAACGCACGAAACUUCACUGAGCCCCCGGUGCCUUGCACAUCCCCACACGAACCCCCAGAAGACCCCUUUGAGGUCAUGAGGAGCUCCAGCAUGGGAUACCUCUGUAGUCCUACCACGGCCCACCGGAACCUCACCUCCAACAGCCUGGGCGACUUCUCCGACAAACCGGAGAAGGAUCAGCUGAAGAACAAGUUCAUGAAGAAGCUACCCCGCGAUGCCGAGGCGUCCAAUGUGCUGGUCGGCGAGGUGGACUUCCUAGAGACUCCCUUUGUGGCGUUUGUCCGCCUGCAGAACGCCGUCAUGCUGGGGGCGCUCACCGAGGUCCCGGUCCCCACAAGGUUCCUCUUCGUGCUCCUGGGUCCAAAGGGGAAAGCAAAGUCCUACCAUGAGAUUGGGAGAUCUAUCGCCACCCUGAUGUCUGACGAGGUGUUCCACGACAUCGCCUACAAAGCCAAGCACAGGCAGGACCUGCUGGCUGGGAUCGAGGAGUUCCUGGACGAGGUCAUCGUCCUGCCCCCCGGCGAGUGGGACCCCGACAUCAGGAUAGAGCCGCCCAAGUCGCUGCCUUCCUCCGAUAAGAGAAAGAACCAAUAUUCUGGCUUAGAACCCCCUCCGAUGAACGGCGACGCCCCCCACGAUGCAGGUCACGGCGGGGGAGGAGGUCACCAGAUUGGCGAGGAGCUCCAAUGCACAAGAAAGUUUUGCGGCGGUCUCAUCCUGGACGUCAAACGCAAGCUGCCAUUCUACGCCAGCGACUUCUACGACGCGCUGCACAUUCAGUCGCUGUCCACCAUCUUGUUCAUCUACCUGGGCACCGUCACCAACGCCAUCACCUUCGGCGGCCUGCUGGGCGACGCCACGGAAAACAUGCAGGGCGUGUUGGAGAGCUUCCUGGGCACGGCGCUGACCGGGGCGGUCUUCUGUUUGCUGGCAGGGCAGCCCCUCACCAUCCUUAGCAGCACGGGUCCGGUUCUGGUGUUCGAGAGGCUCCUCUUCAACUUUAGCAAAGACAACAACUUCGACUAUCUAGAGUUCCGGCUGUGGAUCGGUCUGUGGUCGGCGGCGUUCUGCCUGGUCCUGGUGGCGACCGACGCCAGCUUCCUGGUGCAGUACUUCACCCGCUUCACCGAGGAGGGCUUCUCGGCGCUCAUCAGCUUCAUCUUCAUCUACGACGCCUUCAAGAAGAUGAUCAAGCUGGCGCACCACAACCCCAUCAACGCGCACUUUGAGGCCGACCUCAUCACGCAGUAUGACUGCCGCUGCGAGCCCGGCAACUUCUCGGACCUCUUUGACGUCGACGCCCAGACGAACCGUUCCGAUCUGUCGGAAAACGCAACCUGGGCGUCGCUGGGCCGCCGGCAGUGUGCGUCGUACGGCGGGCGCCUGGUGGGCGAGGCCUGCGGUUACGUGCCUGACAUCACCCUCAUGUCCUUCAUCUUGUUCUUCGGCACCUACACCUGCUCCAUGGCGCUCAAGAAGUUCAAGACGAGUCGCUUCUUCCCCACGAAGGUGCGGAAGCUCAUCAGCGACUUUGCCAUCAUCUUGGCCAUCCUCCUCUUCUGCGGCGUGGACGCUCUGGUGGGCGUGGACACCCCAAAGCUCAUAGUGCCAAGCGAAUUCAAGCCUACCAGUCCAGCCAGGAGCUGGUUCGUUCCCCCCUUCGGGGGAAACCCGUGGUGGGUGUACCUGGCCGCCGCCCUGCCCGCCCUGCUGGUCACCAUCCUGAUCUUCAUGGAUCAGCAGAUCACGGCGGUCAUCGUCAACCGGAAAGAGCACAAACUGAAGAAAGGGGCGGGCUACCACUUGGACCUGUUCUGGGUGGCCAUCCUCAUGAUGGUGUGCUCCUUCAUGGGCCUGCCGUGGUACGUGGCCGCCACCGUCAUCUCCAUCGCCCACAUCGACUCCCUCAAGAUGGAGACCGAAACGUCGGCGCCCGGCGAGCAGCCCAAAUUUCUCGGCGUCAGGGAACAGAGAGUGACGGGCAUCAUUGUUUUCGUCCUAACCGGACUCUCCGUGUUAAUGGCCCCCGUCCUCAAGUUCAUUCCCAUGCCCGUGCUCUAUGGCGUCUUCCUCUACAUGGGCGUGGCCUCGCUCAAUGGCGUCCAGUUCAUGGACCGCCUGCAGCUCCUCUUGAUGCCCGCCAAGCACCAGCCGGACCUGAUUUACCUGCGUCACGUCCCCCAGAGACGCAUCCACCUCUUCACCUUCAUCCAGGGCCUGUGUCUGGCUCUGCUGUGGGUGCUCAAGUCCACCGUGGCCGCCAUCAUCUUCCCCGUCAUGAUCCUGGCGCUGGUGGCCGUCCGCAAGGCCAUGGACUACCUUUUCUCCCAGCACGACCUCGGCUACCUGGACGACGUCAUCCCGGAGAAGGACAAGAAGAAGAAGGAGGACGAGAAGAAGAAGAAGCACAAGAAGAAGGGCAGCAUCGACUCUGAGAACGACUUUUCCGACUGUCCUUACCAUGAAAAUGUGCCCAGUAUACAAAUCUCUAUGGAUUUGAUGGAGCAGGAGCCCAUGUUGGGUGAAAAAGCUUUAAAUAGAAAUGAAUCGCAGACUUUCCUUGGCGCCCAUUCGCCGUGCUGAGCACCACUUGGAGUCGUCCACGGUGGCCGACCUUGAGAAAGGUUCCUACCUGAAAGGUUCCCCUCAGGUCCGGAUGGACGGCGAGACCGAGGACAAUUGCUUCUUCUGGAAGAAAGCGUCCGAAACUGACCUGUGAAAGAUUGAAGAGCAACUUCAAUAUUUUCUAUUUUUAUUUGAUACAGUUUCCUUAGAGGUAUUUUUAAAAUCACAAUGGCUGGAACGACUUUUUUGUUUUGUUUUUCUGAUGAAGCCUCACAUAUUUUGUGAGGCAGCACAUUAUUAAUAUUGUGCUAAUUUAUUUAGCAUUCAGCUGAUUAUCGUCAGAUGCAUUUGAGGAAGCAACAGAUGUCUUUUUUAUUUGUUUUUUUUUCCCCUAAAAAAUCCAAUCAACCAUUUUUUUAACUCCAAAUUAUAUUUAAUCGUCUUGUUUGCAUAUUUAUUUUGUUGCUAAUUUUGUCUUUAAUUGUAGUCUGCAUGGUCUCUAAAGGGUCUUGCCCUUUUUUUAGGGCGCCCUUCACGUACCGUAAUUAUUUUCUUUCAUGUAGUCCUACCUCUCAUUUCUCUGUAGGUGCCAGACAUUUAUAUAUUUAAAAACAUCAGAUGUGCAAUUAUAUUUCUGACCAAAACAUAGAUUUUUUUUUCUACCCAAAAUAGCACUAUGCAAAAUCUCAAAUGUUCUCCUGUAGAUAUAUAUAUAAUUUUGUUAUAUAUAUAUAUAUAUAUAUAUAUAUAUAUAUGUGUAUAUAUAUAUAUGUAUAUAUAUAUAUAUAUAUAUAUAUGUAUAUAUAUAUAUAUAUAUAUAUAUAUAUAUAUGUAUGUAUGCAUGUAUAUAUAUAUAUGUGUGUGUGUGUAUAUAUGUAUGUAUGUAUAUAUAUAUGUAUAUGUAUGUGUAUAUAUGCAUAUAUGUGUGUGUAUAUAUAUGCAUGUGUAUAUAUGCAUAUACACACAUGCAUAUGUAUGUAUAUGCAAAUAUGUAUGUAUACGCAUAUGUAUGUAUGUAUGUAGAUACACGCAUAUAUAUAUAAUGUGUAAAUAUGUAUAUGUAUAAAUAUAUAUAUAUAUAUAUAUAUAUGUAUACACACACACAUAUAUAUAUAUAUAUAUAUAUAUAUAUAUAUAUAUAUAUAUAUAUAUAUAUAUAUAUAUGUGUGUGUGUGUAUAUAAAACGCAUUUUAUUUGUGUUUUUAAAGCCUAUUUUUGAAGUACAUGUACAGUGGAAAAAGUCCAAUUUGUUUUAAAUGCUAAAUCCUCCAAAGAUUAACUUUUAUUUCUAUUUUCUCCACAGACAUUUUAUUCCGUGUUUUUAAAGCCUACUUUUGAAGUACAUCUACAGUGAAGAAUCGAAGUUUAGCAAUCGAGCAACAGAGACAAAAAUCAGUAGCGAACCUCUGGAGUCGGAUAAUCCUUUCAAAUGUGAUCAUAUUUUUUUUUUCUGAUUUUGAUGUUUGUUUAUAUAAAAUGUCUUCCAGUGCUUGGACAACCAAGCACAGCCAGCAUUUGCACAAGGUCAUUGUAUGAACUCCACCAUCUAUGCAAACAGGACAUUGUUGAAGUAUUUGUUGUGUCCGCGCACAAGUGAAAGAUUAUUAAGAAAUACGUUCGGAUGCGAUGUGACGCAUUAAAACGGCUUUUAAAGCCCAAAAAAAAUAACAAAAAUGGGAUGUCUUCAAUGUAUUUAUGUUGAUUACUCCGUAAUGAUGUCUUUUUUUUUUUCAGUGUGGCCUGAACCUUUUUUUUUUUUUUUUUUACAUGCUCCUUACGGGCUCAAUAAUAAAACAAGAAAGCGUUUAUUCUUGUAAGAUUGUGACCACUUUUGAAGUAAUUGUCUAUUAAAAGAAUCAAGCUGGUUAAUUGCUGUGGGCGGGGCUAGAGUAAUUAUGUCAGGGUUAAGAAGAAACUGUCAUGGGGAAAGUUGAGGUCAGGAUUUCAGGGAGAAGAAGAAAAAAAUCACAUAUAUUCACUCUAGUGAAGAAAAAGCCUGGUUGUGUUUCUCAGACUCUGAAUUCUCUGUGAUCUUUGAGUUCAAAAGAGUAGAUUCGAUGGAUCUUUACAAUCCCCCCCAGGUGCGAGUCUGCAGGGAAAUAAAGUAAAACAUACCAUGGGCUUGUUAAAGACUCCAAAUUGUCUAUGAUUGGCACCAAAACAUGUGCGGUAGAGUACAUAAAUGUGUGUUACAAACCCCAAAACCAGUGAAAUUGGCACCUUGUGUAAAUGGUAAAUAAAAACUAAAUACAAUGACUUUCAAAUCGUUUUCAUCCUACAUUCAAUUGAAUAGACUGCAAAGACAAGACAUUUAAAGAUAUUUGAUGCCUGCAACAUGUUUAAAAAAAGCUGGCACGAGUGGCAAAAAAGACUGAGAAUGUUGAGGAAUGCUCAUCAAACACUUAUUAGGAACACCACACUGGUGAACGGGCUAUUUGGGAACAGGUGGGUGUCGUGAUUGGGUAUAAAGGCAGCCGCCGUGAAAUGCUCAGUCAUUCACAAACAAGGGGGGGGCGAGAGGGUCACCGCUUUGUGAACAAAUGCAUGAGCAAAUUGAUUAAGGAGCAACAUUUCUCAACCAGCUAUUGCAAGGACUUUAGGGAUUUCACCAUCUACGGUUCAUAAAAUCAUCAAAAGGUUCAGAGAAUCUGGAGAAAUCACUCCACGUAAGCGGCACGGCUGAAAACAAAGAUUGAAUGCCCGUGACCGUCGAUUCCUCAGGCAGUAUUGCAUCAAAAUGCGACAUCAGUAUGUAAACGAUAUCACCACACAGGCUCGGGAACACUUCAGAAAACCACUGUCCGUAACUACAGUUGGUCGCUACAUCUGUAAGUGCAAGUUAAAUCUCCACUAUGCACAUUUAUCAACAACACCCAGAAACGCUGCCGGCUUCGCUGGGCCCGAGCUCAUCUAAGAUGGGCUGAUGCAAAGUGGAAAGUGUUCCGUGGACGUCGUGUCCUCCGGACCAAAGAGGAACAGGAUCAUCCGGAUUGUUAUAUGCGCAAAGUUGAAAAGCUAGCAUCUGUGAUGGUAUGGGGGUGUAUUAGUGCCCAAGGCAUGGGUAACUUACACAUCUGUGAAGGCACCAUUAAUGUUGUAUGGUCCAUACAGGUUUUGGAGCAACAUGUGUUGCCAUCCAAAUAACAUUAUGGACGCCCCUGCUUAUUUCAGCAAGAAGAUGCCAAGCCACGUGUUACAACAGCGUGGCUUCAUGGUAAAAGAGUGCGGAUACUAGACUGGCCUGCCUGUAUUCCAGACCUGUUUCCCAUUGAAGAUUUGUGGCGCAAUAUGAAGCCUAAAAUAACACAACGAAGACCCCGGACUGUUGAACAACUUAAGCUGUACAUCAAGCAAGAAUGGGAAAGAAUUCCACCAGAAAGGCUUCAAAAAUUGGUCUCCUCAGUUCCCAAACGUUUACUUAGUGUUGUUAAAAGGAAAGGCCAUGUAACACAGUGGUAAACAUGCCACUGUGACAACUUUUUUGCAAUGUGCUGCUGCCUUUAAAUUCUAAAUUAUUGAUUGUUUACAAAAAAAAGUUUUUAGUUGGAACAUUAAAUAUCUUUUCUUUGCAGUCUAUUCAAUUGAAUUUAAGUUGAGAAGGAUUUGCAAAUCAUUGUAUUCUGUUUUUAUUUACCAUUUACACAACGUGUCAACUUCACUGCUUUUGGGUUUUGUAUGACACAGAGAGCAUUUAGUUUGGUUUGUCAAUAAACAACAAAUUAACAAGAUUUACAAAAAGCAUACUUGCCAACCUUGAGACCUCCGAUUUCGGGGGGCGGCGGCGGGAGGUUAAGAGUCAAGUAUUUCAUAUAUUUAUAUAUAUAUAAAAUAAAUACUUGAAUUUCAGUGUUCAUUUAUUUACACAUAUACAUACAGACAUAACACUCAUCUACUCAUUGAGUUAAGGGUUGAAUUAUCCAUCCUUGUUCUAUUCUCUGUCACUAUUUUUCUAACCAUAUGCAUGUACAGUAGGUGACAGUAUUGUCCUGUUUAAGAUUGUCACAACAUUGCUGUUUACGGCAGAAAAACUGCUUUAUGGUAGAAAGAAACGUGACUGCUGUUGUUGUGUGUUGUUACCGCGCUGGGAGGAUGUUAAUGAAACUGCCUAACAAUAAACCCACAUAAGAAACCAAGAA
Nerophis ophidion (straightnose pipefish) is the source of this 7651-nucleotide messenger RNA. RefSeq names its product electrogenic sodium bicarbonate cotransporter 1-like. Gene Ontology annotation, biological process: bicarbonate transport; monoatomic anion transport; transmembrane transport. The transcript has 27 exons. The record is from RefSeq and is a predicted model, not a curated record. Bases 210 to 3533 code for a protein of 1107 amino acids. Gene Ontology annotation, molecular function: sodium:bicarbonate symporter activity; solute:inorganic anion antiporter activity; monoatomic anion transmembrane transporter activity. NCBI's taxonomy places the organism in Eukaryota, Metazoa, Chordata, Actinopteri, Syngnathiformes, Syngnathidae. Gene Ontology annotation, cellular component: basolateral plasma membrane; plasma membrane.